Molecule: messenger RNA, 1653 nt
Organism: Penicillium angulare
Lineage: Eukaryota; Fungi; Ascomycota; Eurotiomycetes; Eurotiales; Aspergillaceae
Product: fungal specific transcription factor domain-containing protein
Exons: 2
Coding region: 1-1653 (550 amino acids)
Biological process (GO): DNA-templated transcription
Cellular component (GO): nucleus
Molecular function (GO): zinc ion binding; DNA binding
Source: RefSeq, a predicted model, not a curated record
AUGCUGCUAUACUCACCAGAUCACUCGCCAUCGCAACGUCGAAAGAUUUGGCCUGAGCGACCAGUGGCCGACUUCUUGGUUAGCAUGUUCCUGACGGAGAUGAAUCGCGUUCAGGAGGUGAUUCAUGCCCCUUCAUUCCAGGCACAGUAUACCUCGUGGUGGAUGACACAAGAAAGUAAUGAAUUCGCGGGCGAGAAUAAUAUGUCGGAUGAAGACAUGAACUUCGGGUUGCUGGUGAUUCGAAUCUGUCUUAUCGGUGUCCAAUCCCUUCCUCAUUCGCGAUACCCCACCACGGCUAUAAUAAAGACCCAUCCAAACCAGUUCGAACAAUGGCUUUAUGCUAUUGCUGAUGAGAUCGACAAGUCUCUACAGUCCAAAAAGCCUUCACUAGUGACAGUCCAGCAUCGUUACUGUCAUGUCCUCUAUCUGAAGAACAGCGCGAGGAUUCGAGAAUCAUGGUCCGUUCUUAGUGCGACUGUGAAAGAUGCUCAUGAGAUCGGAUUACAUCUCAAGGAUCCUGGGGUUCCCGUGAGUGAUUUGGAAAUGGAGAUUCGCAGACGAACUUUCUGGACCUUGUAUGUUUGGGAUCGUUUCAUGUCUACAUUUUUCGGACACUGGCCGUUGAUUCCUGAAGGCUACUUCGAUAUCGAUCUCCCACAUGAUACCCUAGAAGUCAUCACGAUCACCCCCUACGUCCACACGCCGUUCACAGACCGGAUCUUCCAUAUGAAAUUGGCACGGUUCAUGACAGCGUUUAUGAGCCCACCUUCCUGGCAGCAUGAUCGAGUUGACUCUAUCGUCAUAGCGGAUUUUACACAGCGAUUCCAACAAGUCAUUAUAGACCAACUGCCGCCCGUGUUUUGGAUGGAUAACCCGGAUACCAGAUGGGAUGCAGCUGAUACCGCUUUGCCUGCCAAAAGAGAAAUGCUACGCCUUUUCAUUUGGGCUACGAAGGCGUCUCUAUACAAAGCUUUCGCCGACCCUUGCAACAGCCUUCAACAAGAGAAGUCUCCAGUUCUAAAGAAUGGAUGCGACCUUAUUGCAUUGCAUCAUCGCCGGACUCUGAUGGGUACAACUUGCAAGGUAAUAUCGUGCAUCACCAAUUUGUAUACGCUGCUUGGCGACCAAGACGGUGGCGCUGGAGAGAAACUAUUCUUGCUCCCAACCUCUCUUGUCGAAGCGUUAGCCAACCUGGGCAUUUGUCUACUCUCCAUCCAGGCAGACAAAGGAGUCUUAGCGAUGAACGAUUUACAGUUACACAUUGAGCCCGACCUACAGAGCAACUAUUUAUCAUUUCUUGAAGGCUUCAGUGUUCUUGAUCGACACAGUUCGCACCACGGCAUUGCAAAGAAAGGCAUCAAGAUUCUCGAGACUCUCCGCGAUGCCUUACGCACAACAUAUGACAGCGCACAUUUACUUGAUACACAGGGUGGUCAGCAGCUUACGUCGGGCUCUCUUGUCUCGGGUCAGGGGCAUGGGGCUGAACGGUUUCAGUUGGAGAACAGCUUAGUAUCACAUUACAGCCGUGGGGGCAAGAAGCCGCAGCAUGCCCCCAUAUAUCCCCUUCCGGAAUGGCUGCCGUCAUUUCUGGCAUCACCAGGUCGAUCAUGGCUAUUCCAUGACGAAGCAGCAUAUAGAGAUCUUAUGGCAUAG